AGUGCGUAGUGCAAUGCAUGGGAAAUAGCGAGGUUAUGUUAUGAAUUAAUUAAAGUAAUUAUUAAAAUGAAACAACAAAAUAAGUCACAGAAAAAAGGUGAAAGGAAGAAGAAGUUUCAACUGUACAAACCACGCCGCAAAAAGAAUGUAGAGGAGGAUGCGGCCAUUCAAUAUUUAAAAGCACAGUAUGAUAAGAUUGUACCAGAUGAAAUCAAAACAUUUAAAGAUCUGCCUCUAUCCCAGAAAACUCUUAAAGGGCUUAAAGAUAAUAACUACACGACGCCCACUGAGAUCCAGCGACAAGCUAUAGGCUUCGCUUUACAAGGGAAAGACAUCCUGGGGGCUGCCAAGACUGGGUCAGGGAAAACUUUAGCGUUCUUAAUACCUAUUUUGGAAAAUUUGUUCUGUAGCAAAUGGACACGAAUGGACGGAGUAGGAGCCCUAGUCAUCUCACCCACAAGAGAACUGGCUUACCAGAUUUUCCAGACAUUGAGAAAGAUUGGCCAGCUCCAUGAUUUCUCUGCUGGCCUCAUUAUUGGUGGACAAAACCUCAAGUUUGAAAGAAAGAGAAUGGACCAAGUUAACAUAUUAAUCUGUACUCCGGGGCGGCUUCUGCAACAUAUGGAUGAGAACCCCUUAUUUGACUGCAGCCACUUACAAAUCCUGGUUUUGGAUGAAGCUGAUAGAUGUUUAGACAUGGGCUUUGAAGCAACCAUGAAUGCAAUCAUAGAAAAUUUACCCGCCGAAAGACAGACACUUUUGUUUUCUGCAACACAAACAAAAUCUGUAAAAGAUUUGGCUAGGCUGAGCUUGAAGUUCCCUACAUAUGUGGCACCACAUGAGCAGGCAGAAACGACCACUCCAGAAGCUUUACAACAGAGCUAUAUAGUCUGUGAAAUUGAUGAGAAACUUGGAAUUCUCUGGUCUUUCAUAAAAAAUCAUCUUAAACAGAAAGUAAUAGUAUUCAUGGCCACAUGCAAGCAAGUAAAGUAUACCCAUGAGUUGUUCUGUAAGCUUCGCCCAGGCACAAGUCUCUUAGCUCUCUAUGGCACACUACACCAAGAAAAAAGAGAAAGGAUUUAUACUGACUUUUGUAGGAAAUCCAAUGUGGUUCUCUUUGCAACUGACUUAGCAUCAAGAGGACUUGACUUUCCUCGAGUCAACUGGGUGAUACAGAUGGACUGUCCAGAGGAUGUUCAGACAUACAUACACAGAGCUGGCCGCACAGCUAGAGGAGUCCUUGGUAAAGGUGAGGGACUUCUAAUGCUUCUUCCAAAUGAGGUAAAAAUUGUAGAAGACUUGAAUAAAAACAAAAUUCCCAUCAAUAAAAUAUCAGUAGAUCCAUCUAAAGUUGUUGCCCCUCAGAGAAAAAUAGAGGCACUACUCUCAGAUCACACUGAUCUGAAACAAACUGCCCAAAAAGCAUUUGUAAGCUACUUGAAGUCAGUGUAUUUAAUGAAGAACAAAGAUAUAUUCAAUGUCCAUGCUUUAGACACAGAUGCUUUUGCCAGGUCUUUAGGUUUAAUAGUACCUCCUAGAAUCAGGUUCCUACAAAGAUAUCAGAAGAGUGAAGCAGCUAAGAAGGGAUUGGAAGAAGCUGAUGAUGAUGUAAUAUCAAAAUUAAAGGAAAAGGCUGAAGAGGAUGAAGGCUCAGAUGCCAGCCCUGCUGAAGAGGAGCCCCAAAUAGAAAAGAAGGUAAAGAAAAAACUGAUUAAAGAAGUUCCAAAACUAAACUUCCACAAUGAUGAUGACAGUGAUGAGGAUGAUUUCCUGCAAGUAAAGAAAACCAAUGUUGAUAUUGAAGAUGAUACAAUAGUAGAAGAUGAACACAAGUCAAAGAAAAAAUCCAAACCUUUGACAAAAGCAGCCAUUGCUAAGAAGUUACUUAAAAAGAAAAUUAAAGUAAAUACUACAGUGAAGUUUACAGAAGAAGGUGAAGCUUUGGAUGAUGAAAAGAAGGAUGUAAAGUCAGAACUUGCCAAAAAAUUCGUCAAUGAGAAUGUGGGUGGUAUUGACAUUGAGAUGGCUAAGGAAGUGCUUAAAGAGGAAGACAAAUUUGACAAAAUCAGGUUCAGAGAAAAGGUUAAAGCUAAACACAAGGAACAGAAAAGGAAACUUAAGGAUAAAAGAAAGGAGGAGGAAGGAGAGAAAGAUGACUUUGGAAGUGAUGAAGAGUCAGAUGGCCCUGAUCUAUCAUGGCUGCCAGACCCAGAUAAGGUGUAUACAAAGAAAGAUGGUGAUAGUAGUGGUGAUGAACAGAAUGCUGGUGAAGAUGAGAGAAUGGGCUCAGAUAAUGAACAGUCAGAACUUGAAUCUGAAGAAGAGAAAUAUCACAGGCCCCUCAAACGCAAGCUGGUGGAAAGUAAAGGCAUCCCGCAGGCAAGCGUGGCGCCGCGCAAGGCGGCGCGGCUGACGGACGUCGCCGCAGCUCUGUCGGUGCAGGAGGCGGAGGCGUUGGCGAUGCAGUUGCUUAAGGGGAAAUAAUAAAUAAAUAUUGGUUAUCUA
Cydia amplana is the source of this 2505-nucleotide messenger RNA. Its product is annotated as probable ATP-dependent RNA helicase DDX10. Gene Ontology annotation, biological process: rRNA processing. Bases 67 to 2484 code for a protein of 805 amino acids. Gene Ontology annotation, cellular component: nucleus. The record is from RefSeq and is a predicted model, not a curated record. Gene Ontology annotation, molecular function: ATP binding; nucleic acid binding; RNA helicase activity. The transcript is spliced from 3 exons. Lineage: Eukaryota; Metazoa; Arthropoda; Insecta; Lepidoptera; Tortricidae.